CCUGAAUCUGCUAUGCUACUUGUGUUUCUAUUAUUUUCUCAACCCUUUCUCUAAAAAUUGCAGUUCUUCCUUUUUCUUUUGUCGGUUGAUUGCUAACCUCCAAUUCUCUGGUUACUCUCCUCUUACGUAUCUCACAUCUUCAUCGGUCGGAAAUUUAAAGGGGACUUGGUGGUGUCUGGAUUCACUGUUAGUUGCGUGAAUUGGUGUUUAGAUACGUGGUGUUAGGUGGAAUCAGCCUGAAAAAAGGUAAAAGUUUGAGGAGUUGGAUAUUUAUUUCGAGCUAACGGCUAUGUCUGGAAACCAAGAGCCUCGGAUCAGCCUGCCUACCUGGCGGUGCAGCAAUUUCAGUGCUGCUAUUCCAAUCAAGAAGAGGAAGUACUUUGUGCAGCCGGCAAUGGAAGAACCAGGCUCAAAACGUUUGGGAAAUAAUCCACAACCUAAUGAGCAAGGUGAUACUAGUGUUGGUAGGAGUGCUUUGGAUUCAGCUGAUGCUGAUGAAAGUCAGAAAAUGAUCGGUGGACCUAGGAAAAUUAUUGGAGGACUAAUCCCUUCUUUGUCGUCUGUUAAUGCUGGUAAAGCAGAGAGCACUGGGAACAAAGUUCUUGACCAUGUUAGAGUGAAAGUUGAUGAGCCAAAUUUGCCAUUUCACUCGAGUCCUUUGGAGGUCCCUUCCAUUUCUAACAUACUUGGCACUUCACUCCCUUCUUCUCUGGGAAAGCUUCCUGCGGGUGCUGAACAUCGUGGUCCACUUGUCACCUCUGGAUUGAAAGUAGAACAAGCUCUUCGUAAAACCCGUGACAUUGUUAGGGAGACAUGUGGCCAGGUAAAUCUCAGAGGAGAGUGUCAAACAGAAGCAUCUUCUAGUGCAGGUACUGUUUCCAUGCGGCUAGGUUGUACAACUAAAACCAAUUCUCCAUAUGGGGAGAAUGAAGAGCCUACAGCACUGAAUUUGUCGUUCAGCAAGGGAGUUUAUGCUCCUCAUAGCACAGAUUCUGUUUCCAUUUGUACCAAAUCUGGCCAUCACAGUGGUGUGAACAGAUCAAAUUGGGAUUUAAAUACUACCAUGGAUGCUUGGGAAGAUGCUCUAGAUCGAAAGACUAGAGCUAGCACAACUGGUGCAAAUUUAAACAGUACCGCAAGUCUUCAUGACAUUGAGACAUCAAGUUGUCGUGAUACAACUGUUAUUUCAAAGUCUGUUUCUGAAAAACACAAGGAAAGAGUAGGAUUUAAAUCUCCUACGGUGACUUUGACGCAGUUUGACCAUCAGGUUAAUCCCACAUGUUCACUUAGUCUAGGCCUUAGUUCAUAUCCUCCUAUUGAAAAAUCCCCUUCUCUAUCAGCUACCACAUCGGAGGCAAGAGCUGCUAGUACAACUUUUUCCAGACCAAUAAUGGCUGCUGGUAAUGUGAACUCGGUAAAUCUUAGGACUGUAAAGUCAGAAGUCAUUGAAGAGAGUGCUCAGGUUUGUCCAAUCGGGCUAUCUAUUAAAAGGGUGAAACAAGAGGUUGUUGGCAGAUUCAGACAAGAAAAUAGUUCAUCAUCUGGCAGUUUGAACCCAGUGGAUCCUAUAUCAAUAAAGGCUGAGCCAAGUAACUUCACUCAGUCUGAAGUUUUUACUAGGCAAGAUGGGACGAUGAAUCAUCCCCAUACAGCAAUAGUGCAAUCAAAUCAGAUCCUUGAUUUACCUACAAGUUCGACGCCAAAUCAGAAGGAUAAAUAUAUUCCCUAUCCUAGUGGCUUCAGCAAUGUGCCAAUGUCCUUGGAUGAACUGACAAGAAAUCCAGGCGUCAAGAGUUAUCUUGACAAUACGUUAAAUGUGAAAUCAGGCCAGAGUAGCAGUGCAGCUAUUGAAAAACCAUGCGAAGCGCUGAAACAUGGUGUAGUUCACAUGAAUUAUCCAUGCUCUGGUCAUGGAGAUCAUAAUCUCGAUGCAUCAGGUGUGAAUGUUUCUUUGGCUGAAGAGAUAAUUUUAGAUGAUUGCAAGACCCAUAUAUCGAAAGAACUCCCUGGUAAUUCUCGUGGAACUGGUGAACAUUCUAUAAGUAAUGAAGAAAAGGUUAUUUUAUCUGGUAAGCAGCUAGGGGAAGAGUUAUACAAUUACAGGUACGAAUCAGGUUGUGGUUAUGAUCCAUCUAGAGUACUAAAGAAGCAAGUUGGAAAAAGAAAUUUGUACAAUGACGGGAAUGUCCUAAGACCAGCUGCCGGUAUUGUUCAUAGUGGCUUUCAAAAUUCUAACCAUGUGGAAAACUAUGUGGAAGAAAAAGAGAGUCAACCUGCACUUCUUGGUAACACAGGCGAAAUGGCAAGCACUGAGGUUCAGAUUAAGAGGCUUACUCCAGAAAUUCCGAGGGAAAGUGAAGGCCAGAUAGUUCAGGAUGGUGAACAAUCAACCCAUCAAAUAAUUCAUGCAAGUGAAGGAGUGUCAGGUGUGUCUACAGUGUUAGGCGGGAACGUUGAAAACCCUGAAAUAGUAUAUAACAGCAGUCCAGUUUCAUACAAGGCAGAAAUUUCUACUAUUGACAAUGAUCCUCUUGAGGAGUUCAGUGAAGGUAGUCAAAGUCGAGUUAUAAACCAAGCUCAGGCUUGUAAUAAAUCUCCAAUUAAGACACCAGAUGCCUCAGACAGUUUUGUGCCAUUGCGUAUGGAAAGAGAUAGAUUGCCUGAUUUCCCACAUGAACCACGGAAAUAUCUCUUCAGAGGGAGUGACGAAUCCUGCAAAUUCUCGCGUGAGAGGUACCAUGGCAAAAUUAUGAGAAGCUCAAGGCUAAAUUUCAUGCCUGACAAAAGGAGAUUUUCUGAUAGAACAGAAAGCAAUCUGCAUGACCGGGAUACAAAAAAUUUUGAGUUCGACAAUCAUGGAAACACUCGUCGGGGUGGGGCUUUUAUGAGUAAUUUUCAUAGAGGGAGACGGCCUGCAAAUGAUGAAGUAGCCCCUUUUUCCCACUCCUUUACGAGAAGAGCCCCUAGCUUUUCAUUUACUCAAAGAGGAUCAACAAAUAAAGAGGAUCCAUCUGCUGCAUUUCACGGAUUUAGAGAUGGUGAAAAAUUCACGAGGGGAUUACAAUCCAACAACACGGAGCCAACGUUUAUGAGUCAGCAACGUCCGUAUCAAGGUCGGAAUGGAUUUGCUCGAGGACGAGCAAAUUUUUCAAACAACCCCAAACGAGGUUUUCCUGGAUUUCGUUCUCGAUCACCGAUCAGAUCAAGAGAACGAUCAUCUGGUCCAUCCUCGUCUUUCAGGAACAGAUCAGAGGAAGAGUACAGUGGGAAUACAGACUUUUCUCAUCGGAGAUCACCCUCAGGUUACAGAAUGGGGAGGAUAAGCUCGCCUGACCAAUCUAGUUAUCCUAGGGAAAUGGGUGUCAGGAGGCACAAUUCUCCACCUUACUCGCAUAGACCAUCAAAUGCUGGAAGGGGCCGGGGUUAUGCAAGGGGCAGAGGUUAUGCAAGAGGCAGAGGUUAUGGAAGAGAUAGCUUCUCUUUUAGGAAACCAUCUGACCGUCUUGUACAUAGAAACCAUGGAAACUUAAACAGCUUGGAUCCUCGAGAAAGGGUCGACUACAGUGAUGACUUAUUUGAAGGACGAAUUCAUUCUGAACGAUUUGGUGUUGAUGUUAAUGCUGAGAGGAGACAGUUUGGUUAUAGACAUGAUGGUACCAGCUCUUUUAGACCAUCUUUUGACAAUGAUGGUUGUGCACCUACUAAUGUAGAGAAUGGCCCUGAUGCUGUGAGAUUUGGACAGGACCCUGAUAUUGAAUUAGUAGAAAUGGAAAUUGAUGGAAAAAAUAACUCAACUGAGAAUGCAUCUGGAAGUACUAAGAAUAUGGAAGAGGAGGAAACUUCGAAGCUCAGUGAAAUAUGGCAACGAGAAGAGCUUGGCGGUGACGGGGUGUAGAGAAAGGUUAGUAAUACAUAAUAUGCGUGAACCUUCUAAGACAGGAAGCUCAUUAAAAUACCGGCUACAGGCCAGACUUUUCGCCCGAUACAACUAUUUAGACUGGAGAAAGGUUUGAUGAAUGAGUCUCUUUGCUCUACUCGAAAUUGGGCCUGCCUAACAACCCCCACUGUAUGGUUGAGCCAUGACUGUUUUUGGCUUAGAACAUUCACUUUCAUCUGCGAAUAACCAGUUGAUGAAUUCUUCCAACAUGAUGUCAUCAAUUUAGCUUUAGGUACGCCCAAGAUGGAACGAGUACACAUUUUUGUGGAACUUGAAGUAUUAGCUACACCAAGCUUGCUUGAAAUGUUGAAACAGCCGCUGAUUAUCUGUUGGUAGAACUGGGUAUACCGGCCAUGGCAAAAAACAGUGGAAACAGCCAAAGUUGCACCAACCAGUUGGACCUAUUGGUUUGGUUAAUGGCUCCUUCUCCUUUAUCAUAUUGCAAGUGAGUUCCAACUUCGAAGGUACAUCUCACCGUAGGGAAAGGAAUAUAACUGUUUUGAUGUAGUAGCUUCUCCAGUGUAGGCAUGGUAUACAAAUCUGACCAAUAAAUCUUA
Eutrema salsugineum is the source of this 4494-nucleotide messenger RNA. RefSeq lists its product as uncharacterized. Bases 290 to 3895 code for a protein of 1201 amino acids. The record is from RefSeq and is a predicted model, not a curated record. The transcript is spliced from 7 exons. Lineage: Eukaryota; Viridiplantae; Streptophyta; Magnoliopsida; Brassicales; Brassicaceae.